UCUUUCAUUUCAUAUUAGAAGUAGGCCAACAUAUGGACACCACACCACAAAUUCUCCCUUUAAAGUGUUUCAUUCUUUUUGGCUUUAAGACCAGCUCUUCCCUAGUAGAGUAGGUGAUUUUCAUCUCUUUGAAGACUCCAUAGCUUUUCCUUUUCCCCCUUUUUCUGAAUCUGUUAUCCAUGGAUACCGCUCAGUGGCCGCAGGGAAUUGGGGUAGUUAAGCCCUUGGAAGCUUCAAGAGGCAUGGUGGAGAGGAGUAGGACUCAAAAUGAUCAAACUUUGAACUGUCCCAGGUGCAAUUCAACAAAUACCAAGUUCUGUUACUAUAAUAACUACAGUCUUUCUCAGCCAAGAUACUUCUGCAAGACUUGUCGACGGUAUUGGACAGAAGGUGGUUCCCUCAGGAAUGUUCCUGUCGGAGGUGGUUCAAGGAAGAACAAGAGAGCUUUAUCCUCACCAUCACUAUCAUCAUCAGCAGCAGCUCCUCAAAACCAUAAGAUCCAUGGAGGUCAAGACCUUAACCUAGCUUACCCACCACCCACUGAAGACUAUAAUAGCUUACCCAAGUUCAUUGAGGUGCCCUACAGCAGCACUUGUGACAAAACUCACCUUCAAAACUCCACCUCUUCUUCAACCCCAACACAUCUCAAUGCUAUGGAGCUGCUUAAGACUGGUAUUAACUCAAGGAGUUUGAGUUCGUUCAUGUCCAUGUCAAUUCCUGAUUCAAAUACAGUGUACUCAAGUGGGUUCCCAAUGCAAGAAUUCAAACCAACUCUCAGUUUUUCUCUUGAUGGAUUCGAAACUGGCUAUGGAAAUCUUCAAGGGGUUGAAGAGAGUGGUGCAAGGAUUUUAUUUCCCACUAACGAAUUAGAGCAGAAUAGAGGGCAAGGAGAAUCUUCUGGCAAUUGGAGUGGAAUGUUGGGUGGAGGGCCUUGGUGAAAAUGAACAGUAAAAAAUAACAACAUGGUUAAAAAGGACGAAGAUGGAGCUUAUGCCUUUUACUUUACACGCAUGGUUGGUACUAGUUGAUGUUUGAUUAUUAACAGUCGGAACUUUAGGGGGGGGAAUGAGGCUUCACUCUUUCUUUCUACUUUUCCUUUUUACCACAUUUCGAUUCCCCUUUUUUUUUAACUGUAAUGCUGUAGUACAUUUCUCUACUCUUUGAUCAGUGUGGAUGUUUGAAGCUUCUUUUUAGGUUUGCUUCAAAAGGAACUGGAGUUCUUGGCUA
Messenger RNA from Hibiscus syriacus, 1227 nucleotides. RefSeq names its product dof zinc finger protein 1-like. The transcript is spliced from 2 exons. Gene Ontology annotation, molecular function: DNA-binding transcription factor activity; DNA binding. NCBI's taxonomy places the organism in Eukaryota, Viridiplantae, Streptophyta, Magnoliopsida, Malvales, Malvaceae. The record is from RefSeq and is a predicted model, not a curated record. Gene Ontology annotation, biological process: regulation of DNA-templated transcription. The coding region runs from base 180 to 938 and encodes 252 amino acids.